GAAGUGAGAACUUCUCACUUCUCCCUCAAUAUUUGUCUGCCUUAGCUUCCACCAUGUCUCUUUCAUCUCCUUCCUUUCAGGCUUCUCUCACUACUUCAGCAACUUCGGUUGGAUCCACAAACGUAGAGAACAAACUUCUGAGCAGACCUAAUAUUAUGUUUGAGGGGAAUAAAGAGAGAAUUAAAACAAUCCUUAAUGAAGUUAAGCUUUCUACAUCAAGUUACGACACAGCUUGGGUGGCCACGAUCGCAUCACCUACUUCUUCUCAAGCUCCUUUGUUCCCUCAAACGCUAAACUGGUUACUACAAAAUCAACAAAAAGAUGGAUCAUGGAGUCUUCCUGAUCGCCACGAGUUGUUGACCAAAGACUCUCUUUUAUCUACUUUGGCUUGUGUUCUUGCACUUAAGCAAUGGGGUGUUGGUGAACGGCAAACUAAUAAAGGACUUCAAUAUAUUGAGUCAAACAUUGCUUCUGCUUUGGAUGAUAAGCAACAUUCUCCUAUUGGAUUUGACAUUAUCUUCCCUCAUUUACUCGAGCAAGCCCAAAACUUGGAUCUCAAUCUUCCUCUUGGAGGAAAACGUUUAGAGACAUUCGUUCAAAAGAGAGAAUCAGAACUCAAAAGAGGCUGGAGUGGAAGCAACUUAGAAGGAUGGAAAGCAUAUUUAGCAUAUAUUUCAGAAGGAUUUGGAAAGUCUCAGGAUUGGGAAAUGGCUAUGAAACAUCAAAGAAAGAAUGGAUCUUUAUUUAACUCACCCGCCACUACUGCAUCUGCUUUUACACACCUCAACAAUGCACAGUGUUUUGAUUAUCUGAGUUCAUUAUUGGAUAAAUUUGGGGAUGCCGUUCCAACGUGGCAUCCUUUCGAUGUCUUCGCUCGAAUCUACAUGGUUGAUUGUCUUGAAAAACUGGGCAUUGAUCGUUUCUUCAAAGAGGAAAUCGAUACUGUGUUGAACCAAACAUACAGAUUCUGGCAGCAGGAGGAGGAGGAUAUAUUUUUGGAACCGACCACGUGUGCCAUUGCAUUUCGUUUACUGCGUUUACAUGAAUACGAUGUUUCUUCAGAUGCACUAAGUCGAUUUUCAAAGGACAAGUUCUCUAAUACCCUUCAAGGAUAUUUAAAGGACGUCAAUGCUGUUACGGAAUUACACAAGGCUUCACAAAUACCUCUACAGUCAAAUGAUCCAGUUUUGGAAGAACUAAACUCUUGGACAAGAGACUUCCUUAAGGAAUAUCUGUCUUUUUCCUCAGAACAGGAUCACAAACCACUUCAUAAAAUUGAUCACGAGGUUCGUUUUGCUUUGAGAUUUCCUCAUCACACUUACUUGGAUCGUAUGUUCAACCGAAAAAUAAUGGAGAAUUAUAAGGCUGACCAAAAGAGAAUUCUCAAAACAUCAUACAGUUCCGAGAACCUUUCAAACGGAGAAUUUAUUGAGUUAGCAGUGGAAGACUUCAACAGCUGCCAACUGGUAAUUCGUGAAGAAUUCGAACAAUACAACAGGUGGUUCAUGGAGAGUGGAAUGGACAAGCUACAGUUUCCGAGACCAAAAGUGGCCUAUUCCUAUUUGACAGCAGCAGGAACACAUGUGGCACCUGAGCUUCGUGAGGCUCGCAUGUCAUGGGCAAAGAAUGGGUUGCUCGUAUGUGUUUCUGAUGACAUGUACGAUGUUUGGGGUUGUGAAGAAGACCAGAUAAGGCUUGUCGAACUAAUGGAGAAGUGGGACGUUGAUAUCGAGAAGGAAAAUUGUUCAGAGCCAGUUAAGAUAUUAUUCUUAGCACUGAAAGGGACCAUCUGUGAGAUAGCAGACCAAGCCCUUAAAAUUCAAGGACGAAGCGUGAAGAACCACCUGAUUCAACUUUGGGUGGACUGUCUGAAAUCUUUUCUCCAGGAAGCUCAAUGGCGGAGAAACAAUUAUGUGCCGACCUAUGAAGAAUAUUUGCCUGUGGCAUUAAUAUCAUUUGCCUUGGGACCAAUUCUUCUUCCAGGUCUCUAUCUUGUUGGACCUAAGCUUUCCCAGGAUAGUAUUGAAAGUGAUGAAUACAAUCGCCUGUUUGAUCUCGUUAGCAUUUAUGGACGGUUGCUCAACGACGUUAACGGCUAUAAGAGAGAAAUGGAGCAAGGGAAACUGAACGCAAUAGCAGUGAGGGUGAGGCAUGGAUCAGGAAGUGAAGAAGAAGUGGUGAAGAAGGUGAAGGAGGAGAUUGAUGAAAGCAGAAAAGAGCUGUUGAGAAUGGUUUUGCAGAAAGAAGGAAGCAUAAUACCAACAGAAGUUAAGGAUGUAAUAUGGAAAAUGGCAAGAUCGUUGUAUGUUAUCUACAAGAAAGAAGAUGUGAUCCAUGCACGUGACUUGUCGGACGAGGUCAUUAGUAUCAAAGAUGCAGUUGUCAGCGAUCCCAUGGUUCUAAAGAAGUAGUGAAGUAUGUUUGAAAAUAAAAAUAGAUUCAUAUUGUAUCAAUACAGUGACUUUUACCUGCAACUGCAAGUGAAUACAUUCAGCGUUUUUUCUUAUUUUUUUUUCACUAAAAAUGUAAUUUUAAGUCUGAUCAUAUUUCUCUUACGUACUCAGUACGAUCUUUUUAGUGAUGUAAUUUGACCAAUAAUCUCUUUCCUUUUUU
This is a messenger RNA of Neltuma alba, 2613 nucleotides long. Its product is annotated as ent-kaur-16-ene synthase, chloroplastic-like. Gene Ontology annotation, cellular component: chloroplast. The record is from RefSeq and is a predicted model, not a curated record. The transcript has 15 exons. NCBI's taxonomy places the organism in Eukaryota, Viridiplantae, Streptophyta, Magnoliopsida, Fabales, Fabaceae. Gene Ontology annotation, biological process: gibberellin biosynthetic process. Gene Ontology annotation, molecular function: magnesium ion binding; terpene synthase activity. The coding region runs from base 54 to 2411 and encodes 785 amino acids.